Rhizophagus irregularis DAOM 181602=DAOM 197198 is the source of this 1945-nucleotide messenger RNA. The record is from RefSeq and is a predicted model, not a curated record. Lineage: Eukaryota; Fungi; Glomeromycota; Glomeromycetes; Glomerales; Glomeraceae.
AGGUCAUUCGGUAACGCUUUACAACAACAACAACAACAACAACAACAGCAGCAGCAACAACAACAAUCUCAAUCUCAAUCACAACAGCAACAACAAUCUCAACAAUCGCAUCAACAACAACAACUUCACAUACAAAUGCAGCAAAAAUUGCAACAACAACAGCAACUUAUUCAACAACUUAAACAAAAGCAAAAACAAACGCAAUCAGAUAAUUCUUCACCAUUUCGUCUUCCGUCUUGGAGUACAUCUGUAGCUUCAGAGGGUUCUCAACGUCGACGUUUAGAUGGAAAUAGGGAUUCCGAUGAUGGUAUUAGUGGAAGCAUGGCAUUAUAUGAUUCUAGUAAUGAUGAUAUCAUACCAUCACAACGUGAUACAGGGAAAUAUAAAGAGAAUAAGGACUUUGGGUUAAAAUUAGACAUUCGUGGUCUUCAAACACCAAUUUUAUCUGCCCCUCCUGGGUUAGAAGGUUAUCGUAGUCCAACGUCACCGAGAUCUGGAAGUAUAAUUACUUCUCCACCGCUUAAUGCUGAUAGAAAUAUUGAACAUUAUGGUCUUAUUUCUCCAACCUUAGCAAGCGUUAAUGCGAAUCAAAAUAUUUUAUUAAGAGAGGAUAUGUCAGGAAAUGCUAUGAGCAAUCAUUCAAUUGCUGAUUUAACAACUUCAUUGAACAAUAUUAGUAUAGGUAAUGCGAAUGGUAAUGACGUAGGUAAAGUGACAUCACCGGAUCUUUCUGCGGUUCAAGUAUCAGGAUCUUCAGUCCCCAAGCAAAAAUCCCAAUUAAGUUGGGCCGCUAUUGCCAAAACUGCCCCUAAACCACCUCCCGUAAAUACUUCACCAGAAGUACUUGGUACAGCAGUUGGAGCUUGUAGUGCUGCAAUUUCACCAUCAUCUGCAGUAUCACCAACUUCAACUUAUGCGUCUAGGCCGAUGUCUGCACCUACUGGUGCGUGGCCUGGUAAAGCAAAGAUUGUUGGAACACCUUCAGGUAAUGGUAUGAGCAACCUUUUUGUUACACCGAACGCAGGCCUUCCAACUCCAAAUGGUUUAGGUCCUCUCCCUAUUCCGACCACACCAGGGGUAAAGAAAGAUAUGUCAUCAUGGGUCUCGGCUAGGGGAUAUAACCCCAAGAUAUUUAACUGUAAACCAAAUCAUGCAAGAUAUUUUGUUAUUAAGUCAUAUACUGAAGAUGAUGUCCACAAAUCUUUAAAGUAUGAUAUUUGGGCAAGCACUGAAAUUGGAAAUCGACGCUUAGAUAAAGCCUUUCGUGAAAGUGCUGAUAAAGGACCGAUUUAUUUAUUCUUCAGUGUCAAUGCUAGUGGUCAUUUUUGUGGUAUGGCACAAAUGCUUACUCCUGUUGAUUACACCACCAGCAGUAGUGUUUGGGCUCAAGACAAAUGGAAAGGUGUUUUUAAAGUCAAAUGGAUUUUUGUAAAAGAUAUUCCUAAUGGUCAAUUAAGACACAUAAGAGUAGUAAACAACGAGAAUAAACCAGUUACUAAUAGUCGUGAUACUCAGGAAUUAUAUCCGGAACCUGGCCGUGAGAUGUUGAAGAUAUUUUACGAAUAUCGCAGUAAAACGUCAAUAUUGGAUGAUUUUGAGUUUUAUGAUAAGCGACAAGUUGAAAUGAGGAAAGACGGGAUUGCACCAUUAGUUGGACCAACAAGUCCAGGUGUGGUAACUACAAACCCUUAUGCUAAUUUGCCACCGCCAAUAACUGAAAGCAGUCCAAAUAACACGAACAUUAAUUUGAACGGUGGAAGUGGGAAUGAUAGCGCUGGUAGUCAAAAUGAAGAAUCAGAAUAAUUAAUGAAAAAAAAAAAGAAUAUCCAAGAACAGUUAUUAUUUGAAGGACUAUUAUUUGUUAUAAACAUUUUCUCUGAAUUACCUUAUCAUUUUUCACAAAAAUCAUGGACGAUGUAUUAACUUUCGUCUCUAAUAUGCAUUG